AUGUCGCAAGUGCUGAAGACUCUCCUUGAGGGACUCACGCCGCCGCCGUUCUACAAUCCUGUGGAAUACGACGGUUGGGAGUAUCGGUGGAGGGUAUUUACCUUCCGUCCAGCCUAUUUCAAAACGGAAGUGGGGCUCCUUGCGGGAUUGCUGCUUGUAGUUGUCUUCUUCCUAUGGGGGAAGUCCCAAAAUUCCCGGAGAGCAAAGAAGUGGAUGGACGCGCACCUGCCGCUGCUCACGUCUCAGUUCUCCAAGCCUUCGGUAGAUGGCUUGAAAUCUGACGGGUACAGCGACUUCUUCAACUUUUCGACUGGGCGUCGCGCUGUUACCUCGCUACAUACCAUCUUUACCUUCAGACCGCGUCACGACUUGCUUCAGAUGGUAUACCAGAUUGUCUGGGGCUUGGUUGAAGUACAAACCACCUACCCUGACGACCUGCAGUUGGAUUUCAAACUGAACGAAGGUACCUUGGAAAGCGGCUUCGUAUGGGCGGUCGUCAAGAAGGAUGAACUCAGGACGAUCAGAGAUGCCAGAUGGGAUUUGACCUUCACCAAGACGACUGAGAAUCCGGCCCUUCCAGCACAGUUCUCCAUCAUGGCUGAACAAGCGGAUAUUACGGAGACCAUCCUUAAGACAACUAGCCUUGUACAACUCCUCAAAGACCCCGCCAUCUUACCUUAUUUCCGAUCACUGACCAUCACUGACCAACCACGCGAGCGCCCUGUACUCCCUUCAGAGUCUGUCCCUCUACCGCCAACCGAAAAACAUCUAAUUCUAUCCCUUAACUGCCCUCCACCAUCAUCUGCUGACGUCACAGUUCCCUUCAUCACGUCUCUCUUCCCAUUCAUCGACUCGCUCCCCAAGGUCUCUCUGCGCCCAGACACAAAGACUAAGCUGAAGAAGAUUAGGGAGGAAGUCGAUAAGGCAAUCAGGGAAGAAGCGGGUAGAGAGAAGAAAGAGGAGUUGGAGCAACAGCUUGAGGAGAAGAAGGCUGAGAAGAAGAGGCAGGAGCAGGAGAGAAUAUCGAAGCUGAGCGCAGCGGAGCAACAAAAGAUUUUGGACCGUGAACGAAAGCGCUCGCUGAGGAAGCAGCAGGGAAAAGUAUCUGUCCGAAAGUAA
Molecule: messenger RNA, 1119 nt
Organism: Pleurotus ostreatus (oyster mushroom)
Lineage: Eukaryota; Fungi; Basidiomycota; Agaricomycetes; Agaricales; Pleurotaceae
Exons: 7
Coding region: 1-1119 (372 amino acids)
Biological process (GO): endoplasmic reticulum calcium ion homeostasis
Cellular component (GO): endoplasmic reticulum
Molecular function (GO): calcium ion binding
Source: RefSeq, a predicted model, not a curated record